Malania oleifera is the source of this 1181-nucleotide messenger RNA. RefSeq lists its product as uncharacterized. The record is from RefSeq and is a predicted model, not a curated record. Lineage: Eukaryota; Viridiplantae; Streptophyta; Magnoliopsida; Santalales; Ximeniaceae. Bases 313 to 1002 code for a protein of 229 amino acids. The transcript has 6 exons. Gene Ontology annotation, biological process: lipid metabolic process.
GAACUUUAAUGGUAUAAAAUUAGAGCAUAAAUAUUUAAUUGUAUUAAUUCAAAAAAUAAUUUUUAAUGAAGUUUAUUUUUAGAAUUAAUUAUUUAUAACUUACCAAACGAGGCUUAAAACGUGCUGUACGAAAUCAUCUCCUUAUAGGAAAGAAGAAAAAAGCCUCACCGGUGACUUUUCUAACAACUCAUCCACGCUAUAUCCCACCCCUAUUGCAUAGAACGAAUCAGUGCCUCUUCCACCUCUGUUCGUGUGUUCCCCCUUCGUUGCUCUCACGCACUGAUAUCGAUAUCCAAUCUUUGCAAAGGUAUCAUGGGUGUGAGGGUUGGACUCUUAUUUCUUGUUGUCUUGGGCAUUAGCUGGGAUUCUGAAGCUCGAAAUUUGGUGGAAUCUGAUGGGAGCACAGUGAUAUAUGAUUUUUCAGUGAUGCAGCUAAACUAUCGGCAGUCAGAAAGAGCAGUUCAAGGUUUGGAGGGGGUUCACAGGAAUGAAAAAGUAUGCACAUUGUGUGAAGAGUUCACUGCCGAAGCACUUGAUUAUCUUAAAGAAAACAAGACUCAGAAGGAGAUCAUUGACAUCCUUCAUACAACCUGUUCUCAGAUGCACUCCUUCAGCCAGCAGUGUGAUACUUUGGUGGACUAUUAUGCUCCUCUCUUCUUUUCAGAGAUUGCCUUGAUAGAACCUGAAGAUUUUUGCCAAAAAAUCAAUCUCUGUGAGCAAAUGGCAAUUAUUUCUAAGGCAGUCAACAAAGAUAGCUGUGAGUUUUGCCAUCAGGCUGUUGCUGAUGUACUACUUAAGUUGAAAGACCCUGACACACAGUUAGAGAUAAUUGAGUUGCUUUUGAAGGGAUGUGAUUCUGUGGAAAACUAUGUGAAAAAGUGUAAGAGGCUGGUUUUUGAAUAUGCGCCUAUGAUCCUUGCCAAUGCGGAGCGUUUUCUCGAAACAACAGACGUGUGCGCUGUGAUUCAUGCCUGUAAUUUACCUACAUCUAGUAGCAUGUAGGCAUCGUACCGGGUAGACAUAUCCAUGCUGUCCAAAUCGAACUGUGUCGGCAUAUGUUUAGUAGAACAAUUGAUAUAUGUAUUCUUCCACACGUGCCUGUGUGUAUAAAUAUUAAAACAAGUUGUAUGUUGUAGAAUAUGAAAACUCGGUUGAAAUGAUUUGAUUAUGUACUUCUGUUA